AUGGCCACAGAAACGACACCGGUCAUGCUCACGCGUAAGCUGGGUGAGGGCAGCUGCGGCUCGGUCUUUUGCGGCUCGCUGACUGCCUCGGGGAAGCGUGUGGCAGUCAAGGUGGUGCGCAAGGGCACCUCGGCCAAGGCCGCGCUCAACCUCCACCGGGUCCGCACCGAGGCCAACGUCAUGGCGCGGCUCGACCACCGCAACGUGGCCCGAUGCCUCGGCACCUGGGAGACAUCAGAGCACUUCUACCUCUUCCUCAAGUUCGCGCGAGGCGGCGACCUGUGCGACCGCCUGCUGCACGGCGGCCCCAUGACGGAGCGCUCGGCGAGAAGGCGCUUCGGACAGCUGCUGGCGGCCGUCGCACACCUCCACGCCAAGGGCUUGGCCCACAGGGACAUCAAGCCGGAGAAUAUCCUGCUGGACGAGCUGGGCCACUUCAUGCUGGCAGAUUUUGGCCUGGCCGUCACGCACUCCCCGCAAAAGAAAGUCAGCGGGCGAGCGGGAACCGUAGGCUACGCCGCGCCCGAAGUUUGGGUCGACCGACCCUAUGACGCAGCUGCUGCCGACGUUUUCUCCUGUGGCUCAGUGUUGAUGGCCAUGGUGACGGCCCGAUCGCCGUUCCAGGGUGCCACCGACCAGGAGACGCUGGCCAAGUCGCUGCGCGGUGAGCUCGACCUGCCGACAGGGUUGUCGCUCGAGGCCGUGCUCCUGAUCAAGUCCAUGGUGGCGCCCGACCCCGCCAAGCGGAUCACUCUGGCCGACGCCCUCGACCACCCGUGGUUCACCGGCGAACACCCCGACAGCGUCAGCAGGUACCGGCCAUGGGCGCCCCUGGAGGAAGACGACAGCGACUUCGACAGCGAUGAGGAUGAUGACGACCAGGACGAAGGUGAUGAUGAGGUCGACCGCAACGAUGAUGGCGUUGAUGACGACUCAGUGGAUGACGCCCUCUACGAGCUCCGUCUGCUGGGUGAGGGCCGCGGGGCUCGAGUCGAGCAGAAGGUGCCGUUCGGCUGCCACCUCGAGUUCCAGCGCUCGCGCUCCGUCUCCCAUUCUCGCUCGACAUCGUCGCUGCUAUCGAAUCUGCACUUCUCUGCACAAAAUGGCUACCUCUACUUUUGCGAGCCCUCGUCCGGCCUCCUCACCUCCAUCAACGCCAAGACGGGAGCAAAGGCGUGGUCCGUUCAGGUGGCCGGCAUCACUGGGGUCGAUAACGACUAUUGCAGGGGAGGACCGUCGGUGGACCCCGACUCUGGUCUCGUGGUGGCGGGGUCGCGCAUGUCCGGCAGACUGUUUGCCGUGCGCAUGAGCGACGGCGGCAAGGCAUGGACCUUAGAGGUAGAGUCCCACGUCACUGCCCAGAUGACGCAGCCGGCCACCAUAUACGCUGGCACGGCCUACGUGGGCGUCGCCUCAUCCGAAGAGAAGGCGGCGAGCGAUCCCAGCUACGAAUGCUGCUCCUUCCGUGGCAGUAUUGUGGCCGUCCGCGUGGCCGACGGAACCCUCCUGUGGAAGACCUACACGCUCCCUGCCGGCUAUGUGGGAGCGGGUGUGUGGGGUCCCGCACCGAGUAUCGACAUACAGAGGGGCCAGGUCUACGUGGCCACCGGCAACCUUUACCUCAACCCCCUGUGUCACGCGCGCAUGGACGCUCUCGGAGCCCACUUUGACCAGGACCCGUGUCUGCCGGUGGAGGCCCACGCCGGGUCCGUUCUCGCGCUCGACAUGAUCACGGGCAACCCUCUGUGGUCCCGCCGCAUAUCGUCCAACGACGCGUGGAACACCGCGUGCGGAGUGUCGACGCCCAUCCUCACGAUGCCCGCCCUCUCGUUCAACUGUCCCACCGACAGCGGGCUCGAGUCCGACUUUGCCCAGGGGCCGAUGAUCGUCGAGCUGGAGAAGGGGCGCGACGUGCUCCUCGUGGGCCAGAAGAGCGGCGUGUGGAAGAUCAACCCGGACAACGGCUACGUCAUGCAGGCGUCGGUGCUUGGGCCAGGCGGCGUGGCGGGAGGCAUCCAAUGGAGCGGGGCCAACAACGGAACGCACGCCUUCUUCCCCGUCACCAACAGCGCCUCGGUCUCGCAGACGCUCAAGAACCCGUCCGUGCCCGGCGUCGUCGCCACCACCGGCUCCACCUACACGGCCGUGAACAUCAAGAGCGGCGACAUCGUGUGGCAGUACCCCCUGGAGAGCUGGCUCUACGCCUACCAGCCCCUCACCGUCGCCAACGACGUCCUGUUUGCCACGGCGGUGACGCGCAUGUCCCCCGCCAACGGCAGCUCCUCCAUCAAGGCCCUCCACACCAGCACGGGCGAGAAGCUGUGGGAGGACACCAACAGGUUCCACAUCGCUGGCACGGGCGCCCUCGUCGUGGAUGGCAUGGUCUACGUGGGCGUGACGACCUCCAACCCUGUGACCACCACAAACACCCACUCCAUUGCAUUCGGUUUGCUGCCCUAA
This is a messenger RNA of Acanthamoeba castellanii str. Neff, 2460 nucleotides long. RefSeq names its product protein kinase domain containing protein. Gene Ontology annotation, biological process: protein phosphorylation. The coding region runs from base 1 to 2460 and encodes 819 amino acids. The transcript is spliced from 7 exons. The record is from RefSeq and is a predicted model, not a curated record. Gene Ontology annotation, molecular function: protein kinase activity; ATP binding; protein binding. Lineage: Eukaryota; Discosea; Longamoebia; Acanthamoebidae.